CGGGGUGGGGGGCUGGGAGCGGGCGGGCCCCUCCGCCCGGGCGCCCCUCCCGCCCUCGCCGUCCCACAGAGUUCGUAGAGCUGUGCCCGGGCUCUCAGCUCUGCCUGCUACCAGCAACAGCGCUCAGGUCCCCGCCUCCCCGCGCCGCCUUCGCGAUGAGGGUCCUGGGUGGGCGCUGCGGGGCCCUGCUGGCGUGCCUAGCCCUAGUGCUUCCCGUCUCCGAGGCGAACUUUUUGUCAAAGCAACGUGCUUCACAAGUCCUGGUUAGGAAACGUCGUGCAAAUUCUUUGCUUGAAGAAACCAAAAAAGGUAAUCUUGAAAGAGAAUGCAUUGAAGAAUUGUGUAAUAAAGAAGAAGCCAGGGAGGUAUUUGAGAACAAUCCUGAAACGGAUUAUUUUUAUCCAAAAUACCUAGCUUGUCUUGGUUCUUUCCGAGCUGGAUUAUUCACUGCUGCACGUCUGUCCACUAAUGGAUACCCUGAUUUAAGGAGCUGUAUCAAUGCUAUUCCAGACCAGUGUAAUCCUCUACCAUGCAACAAAGAUGGGUAUAUGAGCUGCAAAGAUGGCCAAGCUACAUUCACUUGCAUUUGUAAACCAGGCUGGGAAGGAAGGAUGUGUGAAUUUGAUAUAAAUGAAUGCAAAGAUCCCUUAAAUGUAAAUGGAGGUUGCAGCCAGAUUUGUGGUAAUACACCUGGAAGUUACCAUUGUUCCUGUAGAAGUGGUUUUGAUUUGGUUUCAAAUAAAAAAGACUGCAGAGAUGUGGAUGAAUGUUCUAGGAAGCCAAAUGUUUGUGGCAAAGCUGUGUGCAAGAACACCCCAGGAGAGUAUGAAUGUGAAUGCCCUGAAGGCUACAGAUACAAUCCCAAAGCAGAGGCUUGUACAGAUAUAGAUGAAUGUUCUGAGAAUAUGUGUGCUCAACUUUGUAUCAAUUAUCCCGGAGGAUAUUCUUGUUACUGUGAUGGGAAGAAAGGAUUCAAACUUGGCCAAGAUCAGAAGAGCUGUGAGGCUAUUCCAGUGUGUCUUCCCUUGAACCUUGACAAAAAUUAUGAAUUACUUUACUUGGCAGAGCAGUUUGCAGGGGUUGUUUUAUAUUUAAAAUUUAAUUUGCCAGAAACUAACAGAUUUUCAGCUAAGUUUGAUUUCCGGACAUAUGAUUCAGAAGGUGUUAUAUUGUGUGCAGAAUCUCUUGACCACUCAGCUUGGCUUCUGAUUGCUCUUCGUGAAGGAAAGCUUGAAAUUCAGCUUAAGAAUGAAUUUACAACUCAGAUCACAACUGGAGGUGCUGUUAUUAAUAAUGGUGCAUGGAAUAUGGUGUCUGUAGAAGAAUUAGAAGAUAGUAUUAGUAUUAAAAUAGCUAAAGAGGCUGUGAUGAAUAUAAAUAAACCUGCAAGCCUUUUUAAACCAACAAAUGGAUUUGUGGAAACAAAAAUAUACUUUGCAGGAUUACCUCGGAAAGUGGAAAAUGCACUCAUUAGACCGAUUAACCCUCGUCUGGAUGGCUGCAUACGAAGCUGGAAUUUGAUGAAUCAAGGAGCUUUAGGUGCAAAGGAAGUUAUUCAAGAAAAACAAAAUAAACAUUGCCUUGUCAUUGUGGAGAAGGGUUCCUAUUAUCCUGGAUCUGGAAUUGCUCGGUUUAGUAUAGAUUAUAGAUAUUCUAGUAUCUGUUGAAAACACAGUAGUAAGUCGAAUCGAGGCUGUAAGUCUGUGUUCCAGUCAACAAUCCCAACUGGUAGUUGGAGUCAACAGAAACAAACUGGACCUGUGGACUCCACUUAAAAAAGAUACCACCUACUCUGAAGACCUUCAAAGGCAGCUUGCCAUCUUGGAUGAAGCAAUGAAAGGAACAGUUGCCACUUACCUGGGUGGCAUUCCAGAUAUUCCAUUCAGUGUUACGCCAGUGAAUGCCUUUUAUAAGGGCUGCAUGGAAGUGAAUGUCAAUGGUGUACAGUUGGAUCUGGAUGAAGCCAUUUCUAAACAUAAUGAUAUUAGAGCUCACUCAUGUCCAUCUGUUUGGAAUAACACAGAAAGUUCUUAAGGCAUCUUUUUAUCUGCUGAUAACAUUUUUUUUCACCUUUGUUUGCCUAUGUUUCUGUAACAUCUGGGAGGUUUUAUCUAUGAUGUGAAGUCUUUGAUUAUUUUGUGGUACUUUCAGCUUUUUGGAAUUUUUAAAAGCUCUAAUAGAAAAAGAAUUCUGCUCUAAUAUUUAAAAAUUUCUUUUGUUGCUCUUUAGAAAUUAAAUAAGGGAACAAAAAUUUUAAAUUUAAAUUUUUUGCUACAAAAUUACAUUGUUUUAGUUUUUGUUUGAAAAUGUAAAUUUUAAUUUCACUAACAUUGGACUAGUAUUUUAAAUAUCUAUUUUUCUCAGAAGGCAAAUCAGUAAAGCCGAACAAAAGCUCAUGUGAUUAAAUACUAUUGAUGAUAGGCAGAUACUUUUAUUUUGUUGAUGCUACUCUUUUGUGAUGAAGGCAGAAGAGAUGGUGGAUUAUUGAAUGUGAAUUGAAUGGAAAGUCUUAAAGCUUUAUUCCAAAAUAAUUUGUCAAGAGGAAUAACUUUGUCGUUCUCUUACAUGGCAUCACAUUUCAAUCAGUACCUUCAGUGAAUGAGAAAAUAAAGGGACACGUUUCCUUGAGAGCAGCACAUGAAUCUUUCUUCUUGGGAAUUAGGUUCAGUGAGGAUGAGACAUUUGAUUAUUUUGGAAUGAGUGUGGAAACCUGGAUUGGAUACUUUCUUUAAAUUUGGCUGUAGAGAUCUCAAAGCUCCAGAUGAGAAAAAGUGGUAGUAUGUAGUUGUGGAAAGGAGAAUAAACAAAUGUGGUUUACAGUUUUUCUUUAAUCCAGAUUUUAAUUACUAUAAUAAAUCACUUGAAUAUAAUUUGUUGAGGAACAAAAGAAUCUAUGAAAGUUACAACAAAUUUUUAACAGAAAGAUAACCACAGAGAGGUGUAGUGAAUACUAUGCGUUGUAGUCAAAGAAGAAGGUAAGAUUGCAACAUAUUUGUUGACAGUGCACUUAAAAUGGCAGGUUUUUUUCACUCUUGAACCUACCAUUCAUGUCAGGUGUGUAUCAGAUGUUUCACUGACUUUUUAGAAAAUAAACUUUUUUUUCACUAGA
This is a messenger RNA of Heterocephalus glaber (naked mole-rat), 3109 nucleotides long. Lineage: Eukaryota; Metazoa; Chordata; Mammalia; Rodentia; Bathyergidae. The record is from RefSeq and is a predicted model, not a curated record.